ACGAACGCGACUAUUCCUUGCUCUUUACCCAUUCUUCGAGAUAGACCAUCAGUCUAUCCGCACUUACUUCGCGAAAUUAUGCCUCCCAAACGUGCAGCUAGCUCCAAACGCAAAGCCGAUGCUUCUGAGUCGGAAGACCACGAAGAGGGUGCCAGCUCAAAGGCUGGCACCAAAAAGACGAAAAAGGCCAAGGUUGACUCGAAACAGACAGUGGAGACUAGUUCCGUGCCAAGUGUGGCAGCGAACGGUCAACCAACGAACAAGGUUCUGCCAGUCACCAUUACUUUCCCUCCAAAGACAUCAGAUUCGGUACGGAUAGCUUCAUGGAAUAUUUGUGGUCUUGCUGCCAGUCAGAAGAAGGGAUUUAAAUACUACGUGGAAGCCGAGGAUCCCGACAUCCUGAUCUUGACCGAAACAAAAGUAAACGACGAACCUGUCGACCCGGCGCUCACGACCAGGUUUCCACACCGCUACUGGUCCAUUUCGUCUAAGAAGACCUACUCUGGCACUGCGGUCCUCUCCAAAGUGAAACCAUUGAACGUGGAUAAGACGCUUCCUGGACACCCGGAUCCUGAGUCCGUGAAGGGAAGGAUUAUCACCUUGGAAUUUGAGGGCUGCUAUGUCGUGGCGACGUAUGUUGUCAAUGCGGGGCAGGGUCUGAAGACUAUGGACGCGAAAAAGACAUGGAACAAACACUUCGAUGCGUAUAUACGCGAGCUCGACACAAAGAAACCAGUCAUCUGGGGAGGUGACCUAAACGUCGCACCAACCGCCCUCGAUCUUGCCAACCCGAAACCCAACUGGAACAAAACCCCAGGUUACACAGAAGAAGAGACAUCUGCCUACGCUCGCAUCCUGAAUGGACCGUCGCAUCCGGAUCCAUCGGAAGGUGCUAACAAGUUUGUCGAUGUGUGGAGACAGCGGAAUCCUGAGUUACGACAUUACACGUAUUGGGGAUACAGGUUCAAUGCUAGGCAAAAGGGCAUUGGCUGGCGAUUAGAUAUGUUUGUCCUCAGCGAACGAAUAGUAGACCGAGUCAAAAUGUGCGAGAUCAGGAGCGAUAUCUAUGGUGCAUCCGACCACUGUCCGCUCGUAUUGGAAGUCCAGGCGCCACUAUGAACGAGAUUCACUGCUUUUAUUCGUCUGCUAUCCGUAUCAUGUUUUGGUUCGCUUUCAGCACUGUACUAUAUU
Molecule: messenger RNA, 1191 nt
Organism: Stereum hirsutum FP-91666 SS1
Lineage: Eukaryota; Fungi; Basidiomycota; Agaricomycetes; Russulales; Stereaceae
Exons: 6
Coding region: 79-1119 (346 amino acids)
Biological process (GO): base-excision repair
Cellular component (GO): nucleus
Molecular function (GO): double-stranded DNA 3'-5' DNA exonuclease activity; DNA-(apurinic or apyrimidinic site) endonuclease activity; phosphoric diester hydrolase activity
Source: RefSeq, a predicted model, not a curated record